AUGAAAUAAAUGACUCUAUCUAACUAACAAUAAGAUGAGAAGGAUUAAAUGACUUAGGAUUGCGAGUUCUUAAUUUAUAUAGACAUAUGGCAUUAAAAGCAUAUUGGCUACUAUAAUGUCAUUACCUAAAACCAUUUUGAAAAACUGACUGUUCGUAUAACUAGAGAUGAUUAACUAUAAUUAAAAAGAAUUUGGUGA
Molecule: messenger RNA, 198 nt
Organism: Paramecium tetraurelia
Lineage: Eukaryota; Ciliophora; Oligohymenophorea; Peniculida; Parameciidae
Exons: 1
Source: RefSeq, a predicted model, not a curated record